AUGUCUAUUGCCGCAUCUCCACCUCAAACUACCGACCUGCAUGAUACCUCGAGUGAGGCUGUGGAUGACGAGAUCGCUCGAGUGCGAGCUGAAAAUUCUGUUGACAAACUAUCUACAGUCCAGGCUCUCACUCAGCGCCGCAUUUUACUUUCAUCAUCGCUUUUGUCCUCAACCAGGGUCCAAGCACGGCUUCUCGAGCGUCAAGCAAACCCAUCAAGAGCUGAAGUCAUCCAGGAUGAUCUCCCGCUUUUAUUGACGUCCUCAAAUCAAAUUGGCGAAUCGAAUACUCAUCGUCUUGCUCUGGGAGUGACUGCAUUCCCGUUCACGGACCCGAGUCCUGAGUGCCAAUCUUUCAAUCCUCUUCUAGGGAUUCGCUUCGAUGUGUGUGAUCGAACCGGUCGCUUUCCAAAACAGUAUCAUAUAUUUUGCCGACGAGCUUCUCCUUCCAGCCAGGAAUUGCGUAUUCAUCGACACACGAUCCCCUCACUCGUUCCGCUCUCCGACUAUGAAAACCAGUACCUUCAACUAACCGAUGAGGGUUAUGAAGGAUCUGAUGAUUCAUGCCUUUCGAAUAACGAUCAUCCGAAAACCCAGGAUCUGCACGCUUUAGUAGCGCGCGUGCGAAAGGACCUAGUGUCGUGGAGGUUGAGAUUUGAUGCAAUUGACUUCUUGCGAGAGUGCUUGGACCUCCCUCCACCCAAAUCCAGGAGUGGCACUGGGCUAGGUGAUGAAAUCGACGACGAAGACGAAAACAUGUCCGACGACGAAUUCGAAUCGUGGGGCAAGUACGGUGUACGGCAACUCGAAAUAUGCAGUCCAGAUGCAUCUCAAGCUCGGAUCUUGUGGUCUGAUGACAGAGUAGGAAGGAUCAAACUCUCUUCAGAGGGCAACAUUGUGAAAGCUGCGGUGGUUGCUGGCGGUACCCGGUUGGUGGACCAAGAGAGAAUCCUUUCUUCUGGCUCAACCACAAUCUAUAGCUUCCACCAGACGCUGGAGAGACUGCACCAGACAUUGCAGCAGAGGCAAUGA
This is a messenger RNA of Exophiala aquamarina CBS 119918, 1029 nucleotides long. RefSeq lists its product as uncharacterized. Gene Ontology annotation, cellular component: kinetochore; Mis6-Sim4 complex. The transcript is spliced from 2 exons. The record is from RefSeq and is a predicted model, not a curated record. Lineage: Eukaryota; Fungi; Ascomycota; Eurotiomycetes; Chaetothyriales; Herpotrichiellaceae. Bases 1 to 1029 code for a protein of 342 amino acids.